Messenger RNA from Labrus bergylta (ballan wrasse), 3421 nucleotides. RefSeq names its product collapsin response mediator protein 1 (gene crmp1). Gene Ontology annotation, molecular function: hydrolase activity, acting on carbon-nitrogen (but not peptide) bonds. NCBI's taxonomy places the organism in Eukaryota, Metazoa, Chordata, Actinopteri, Labriformes, Labridae. Gene Ontology annotation, cellular component: cytoplasm. The record is from RefSeq and is a predicted model, not a curated record.
UGUAAGAAAAUGAGCAUUGCAUCCUGCGUGUGUGGAGGAAGCAUCUUAGGUAGUCAGGAGAGAGCUGCUUUUCACAGUUCAAAGCAUCGGAGCGCGCUGGAGAGGCGGGGCUGCCUGACAGUGACCCGGUUAGACGUAGAACAAGCGAGGCUCCUGUCUCCAUCCUUCCAGAUAGAGGGGGGAGUCUCUGUCUGAGAGAGGAAGCCACAAUGUCUGACUGCAGGAGACAGUGGAACCGGGAGGAUGAGCUGCCCGUCUACCUGGCGGGACCGAUCACCACCGGGCCGAACCAGAGGAAGAGCUUCGGCAUGUUCAGCUCCGUGGAGGGCGCGUUCGAGAGCAAGACCAUAGACUUCGACAGCUACGCGGUGGGGAGGAAAGGGAGCCGCACCCCGAGGAGCGGGAGCCGCGAGAGGCUCUUGGACGCCGGUGACCCCGUUGGGAAGACGCCCGGCGAGACCCGGGAGGGCUCGCGGUCCAACUCGCCUGGGGAGAGAGACGAAGGACGCCCCGGUUUGGAAGUCAGAUUUUCAUCAGGGGAUGAGAGCCAAAAUGGGGAGAGUGAAAGGCUGUUGAUCAAAGGAGGGCGGGUGGUCAACGAUGACCAGUCUGUCUACGCAGAUGUCUACAUUGAGGAUGGGCUCAUCAAGCAGGUGGGGGAGAAUCUGGUUGUGCCUGGUGGGGUCAAGGUGAUCGAGGCUAACGGCCUCAUGGUGAUUCCAGGGGGCAUAGACGUCAACACCUGUCUGAUGAAGCCCUACCUGGGAACACAGCCUCUUGAUGAUUUCCUCCAGGGCACCAAGGCUGCACUCGCGGGGGGCACCACCAUGAUCAUUGACCAUGUGACCCCUGAGCCUGGUGACAGUCUGCUGGAGGCGUUUGAGUUCUGGCAGGAAGCUGCCGAUAAGAAGGCGUGCUGCGAUUACUCCCUACACGUGGACAUCCCCCAGUGGAACGAGACGGUCAAAGAUGAGCUGGAGCUGCUGGUGCACGACAAAGGUAUCAACUCCUUUCAAGUGUACAUGGCUUACAAGGACGUGUACCAGAUGUCAGACUCUCAGCUGUACGAGGCGUUCUCCUUCCUGAAGCAGCUGGGUGCUGUGGUUUUAGUCCAUGCUGAAAAUGGAGACCUGAUUGCUCAGGAACAGAGAAAAAUCCUCGGGAUGGGAAUCACCGGACCUGAAGGCCAUCCGCUGAGUCGCCCAGAAGAGCUGGAGGCUGAGGCCGUGUUUCGAGCCAUCACCCUUGGCAACCGAGUGAACUGCCCCGUCUACAUCACAAAGGUGAUGAGCAAGAGUGCAGCCGACACUGUCGCCCAAGCCCGUAGGAAAGGUUCUGUCGUUUUUGGAGAGCCAAUCACAGCUUGCCUGGCCACCGACGGCUCCCACUACUGGAGCAAGAACUGGGCCAAAGCUGCUGCUCAUGUGACCUCUCCACCUUUGAGUCCGGACCCUACAACCCCAGACCACCUCCACACUCUGCUGGCCUGUGGGGACCUCCAGGUGGUGGGCAGCGCUCACUGCACAUACAGCACAUCCCAGAAAGCAAUCGGUAAAGAAGACUUCACCCUGAUCCCUGAGGGAACCAACGGAAUAGAGGAGAGAAUGGGUUUUGUUUGGGACAAGGCCGUGGCCAUGGGGAAGAUGGAUGAAAACCAGUUUGUGGCCGUCACAUCUACCAACGCUGCUAAAAUCUUCAACCUGUACCCUCGCAAAGGGCGGAUAGCGGUGGGCUCUGAUGCCGACGUCGUCAUCUGGGACCCUGACAGCGUGAAAACCAUCACUGGCAAACUGCAGCAGUCGGCUGCAGAAUUCAACAUCUUCGAGGGCAUGGAGUGCCGCGGGGGUCCGGCUCUGGUGCUGAGUCAAGGUCGGGUUGUUUAUGAGGAUGGCAAGCUGCAGGUUCAGCAGGGUACCGGCCGAUUUAUUCCUCGCAAGCACUUCCCAGACCUCCCUUACCAGCGUGUUAAAUUCAGGAACCAGGUGAAGAACAAACAGGGCGUCACUCGUGGGAUGUAUGAUGGCCCGGUGCAUGAUGUCGUUCCUACUCCUAAAUAUAUCACUCCUUCUCCGUCAGCGAAAAGUUCUCCCACCUCUCACCAACCACCACCAAUACGCAACCUCCACCAGUCCAACUUCAGCCUGUCAGGUAAGAGGGCCCAGAUGGAUGACAACAUCCCUCGUCGGUCUGGCCACCGUAUUGUAGCACCCCCUGGUGGCCGCUCCAACAUCACCAGCCUUGGUUAAAAUCAACCUGACUGUGCACAAAGUGUGUGUUUGCUGUGGGGUUUCACCUCGUGAGUGUGUGUGUGUGUGUGUGUGUGUGUGUGUGUAUGACUGAGAGUGUGAGCACUCUGACAUGAAUGAGAAAAACAUUGUAUAUGUACUCGUACAAUGGUCACAAAAUUUAUGAUUUUCAUCAGUUUGCCUUGAGUCAGAAGCACAUUAACAUUUCCAAUCAAAGAAGAGCGUGAAUUACAAUCAGCAGAGUCAUUCAAAGAUAUUACAAACUCACGAUCGGGGCACUCACACACACAUACACACACACACACAUAGGUUUGGGCCCCCUCCAAGCACCCAAAUGUGACCCCCAGUAUUGUGUCAAAAUGUUCGAUCCUUUCCUGUGAGCAUGACUUCUACAGUACUCCUCCUCCUCUCCUCCCUCGUCUUACUUUGUGAGUCUGCUCAGACUUGGUGCUCCUUCUUCCCAGCUGAAGAAAACUAAACUUUCCAACACCACGGCAAUAUUAGUUUUAAUGUGGCUCAAAAAGACGAGUUAGACAUACUGCAUGGACGCGUCUUUUAAUGUUGCACUACUUGUGGUUUGUUGUUCAAUGGAGGAACACUUUACACUCCAGGCACAUUUGUAUUCAACCGCACAGACAUACUCUUGUAUUGGAAAAUGUAUGCACACGAUGACACUCACUGUGGAUAGAGCCAGCUGUAACAUUCAAAAUUGCAUUUAUCCAUUCUAACUGUGAACUUCAAUAAACGCAACUUCCUCUAGACCACCAGAUACUUUAUGCACAGGUGUCAAUACUCUCCAAUAAAGUUUGAAAGUAGACAAACAGUUGAAACAAAUACAAACACAGCUGUGGACUGCAUCCUCUAGUUUGUUGUACCUACAUGAUAGAGUUUCACAUCAAGACUCAACGAUAUGUGUGAUAGUUUUCUGCCAAUCACCCAAGCAAGAAAUAGAUCUUUGUUGUUUAAUGACAUGCGCAACUCACUGCUGUAAAAAGGGCUUCAGCUCCCACCCUCCCUCUCUUUAAAACCUUUUUUUUAUUUUUAUUUGAUUGACUCUGGAUGUUUUAUUGGUACGGUUUAAUGUUUCUAUGCCACGCCGUUAUGUUGCUGUUGUCUGGUGUCUCCAAUGAAACCGCUAUAAUGAUCAAUAAAGACUCGACUGUUGUCAAAAGUUA